AUGGGUCUACUGGCGCUGGGAACCCCGCUAGAUUGGCCAGACGCAAAGCAUAAUGCAAACCAUGUGAGGGAAUGGGGAGUUAAGCAAUUGUUGUCCGUGUGGAACAGAGCCAAGGGCAAAGAAAGAGACGCCUUACUCUGGGGAGAUGAAAUCGAGUACCUUGUUGUGAACUUCAAGGAGCAAGAACCAAACGUCACACUGUCCCUGCGGCAGGCAGACAUCUUGACUGCACUUGCUCAGGACGAUAAGCUAUGCCACGACGGAGGCUGCGUACCUGAAUUACAGGACGUAGGCGGUUCUCUCCCCAUAUUUCACCCGGAGUUCGGACGAUUCAUGCUCGAAGCUACCCCUGGUCAGCCAUGGGGCAUUGGAUUUAAAGAUCUCCUUGAUGUUGAAAAGGACAUGAAACUGAGACGGAGGAUAGCCAAAGAACAUAUGAACCCAGAGGAGUAUCCAAUAACUCUAACAACUUACCCGCGCCUCGGAAGCCCUGGCAUAUUUACUUCACCUUACUACCCACCCUCUGGAGAGAAGCUGCGGUCACAGUUCGUACCAGACGAAAUAGCCAAUCCACACAUCCGUUUCCCCACCUUAGCGGCCAAUAUCAGAUCUAGAAGGGGCCGCAAGGUACAGGUCAACGUUCCAGUGUAUAGGGAUACAAACACGUCGUGGCCUUGGAAAGACCCAACAGUCAACUACGACCUGACAAAAUGGCCUGAGGAUGCUGACGUACGGAACGGUGCUGCACCUGAUAACUUUAUACACAUGGAUGCGAUGGCCUUUGGUAUGGGAAGCUGCUGUUUACAAAUUACCUUCCAAGCCAAGAGUAUCGCAGAAGGCCGUCGCAUGUACGAUCAACUGAGUCCAUUAGGUCCCAUCCUCUUGGCUCUCACGGCAGCUACCCCAAUAUAUAAGGGUUUUCUGGCUGACACGGAUGUUCGGUGGAAUCAAAUAAGUGCGGCUGUGGACGAUAGAACGCCAGAGGAGUUAGGAGAAGAGCCUUUGAGGAACAACCGCUGGAGAAUACCUAAAUCUCGAUAUGCGGCAAACUCGACAUAUAUCUCUAACGACCCUAGAUUGAGAAAAGAGUACAUGGACCCAGAUCUUAUCGUUGAUGCUGAUGUCAAACAACAGCUCAUGGAUGGCGGCAUGGACUCGCUCCUGGCUACUCAUUUCGCCCAUCUUUUCAUACGAGAUCCUAUUGUCAUUUUUGCCGAGGAUUUGAAGGAGCUCGACCUUUCGAAAAGCGACCACUUUGAGAACCUGCAAUCAACCAAUUGGCAGCACAUACGUUUCAAGCCCCCACCAACUGGUAGUGAUAUCGGGUGGCGUGUGGAAUUCAGGCCGAUGGAAAUUCAAAUUACGGAUUUCGAAAAUGCCGCAUUUUCGGUCUUCAUUGUUCUCAUCACGCGAGCAAUUCUCAGCUUUGAUCUCAACUUCUACAUACCUGUUACUAAGACAGACGAAAACAUGGAAACCGCCCACAGACGCGAUGCAGUCUUGAACGAUAAAUUCUACUUUAGAAAAAACCCGUUUCCCACAAGAGCACCGAGACCAUAUUCGGCAAAUGGAAGGUCCACCCCUACAGGAACAUCAACACCUUCUGUACUUAGCCGACCUCCUACCCCUACAGGACCUGUGGAGGACGAAUACGCUCUUAUGGGAAUUGACGAGAUCAUGAACGGAAGUAAAGACGGUUCCAAUAAUGAGUUUCCCGGUCUUAUCCCUAUUGUAGAGAGCUACCUUGAUAGCAUGAAUGUCGAUGUGGAGACGCGAUGCGAGCUGACUGCGUAUCUGAACCUGAUUCGUAAGCGCUCUGACGGUACUCUUUGGACAGCUGCGAGGUGGAUUCGCAGUUAUGUACGAGGCCAUGAAGAAUAUAAACAUGAUAGCGUUGUUAGUGAGAAGAUUAAUCAUGAUUUGAUUGGCGCUGUUAUCGACAUGGAAGGCAAAGGUGAAUGGAACAUCCGGGAUGCUGGGAAGCUUCUAGGAAAAGGGUUUUCGCCAUGCAAGGAGGGCAUUAUGGCCUUGGCGCGGCCUCCGAUAGUUGAUCAAACCAGUUCAGGGCCUUAG
Molecule: messenger RNA, 2073 nt
Organism: Glarea lozoyensis ATCC 20868
Lineage: Eukaryota; Fungi; Ascomycota; Leotiomycetes; Helotiales; Helotiaceae
Product: Glutamine synthetase/guanido kinase
Exons: 7
Coding region: 1-2073 (690 amino acids)
Biological process (GO): glutathione biosynthetic process
Cellular component (GO): glutamate-cysteine ligase complex
Molecular function (GO): glutamate-cysteine ligase activity
Source: RefSeq, a predicted model, not a curated record